AUGCUUUCGGAUGAGGGAUAUUUCCUUGAGGAGGGGUUGGAGCAAAGCUCCCCAGAAAGACCGGGAACCAGUCUUCAGCCAGCACUUCGAACACAGUUCAAGUUCAGAAUCAAGAGGGGGACCGCGGCCGCAUUCAGAAAGGCCAGGAGGCUCAACAAGAUAGCUCAGCAGAAGGUGGAGACGAUUAAAAGGCGGGCAAAGGAAAAGAACAUCGUAAAUGUUCAGAUUUUUCAUGUAACUGACAAUGAAGAAGAUUAUCUAAUGCCUGAAGAUGCAAAUGCUCUGGUUAAAGUUGAAUUUGUUUUAGUGACGAGAAAAUGUGAUGUUGGUAUUGGUAAAAGUGAACUGGAUAGGAGGCUUUACCUGAAUAGGUUGCGAGAGAUUGGCCUCAAUAUAAUGGAAAAAACUGGCAAGUUUGAUAUAUUCUUUGGAAUUCAAGCCCCUGAGAAAUUAUUUGAAAAAUAUAUACAUCUUCUGGAUAUUUCUGAAAGGACAUGCAGCAAUACUGGGCUGGAUACAGUCUCAAAGUCAACCAGAAUCCGAAUUAUAAAUUUUAUUCUCAGAAACACAUCCAUCCCAGGCAUUGGAGAUUCUAUGGACAGUGGCCUUCGUGAGUUACUGAGAAACAAGACGUUUCAUUCAGCUUUCCCACUUCAUGAGGCAAACAUUUGGAAGAAAGAACAUAUACUUCAAAAUCAGUGGGCUAAUUGGAAAAGCAUAUUUACCAAACAACCAAUCAACCACAUAAGGCUCUACUUUGGAGAGCGCCUUGCCUUGUACUAUGCCUGGCUUGGUUGGUACACUACGAUGCUGAUUCCUGCAGCAGUGUGUGGCACUGUUGUCUUUGUGUAUGGAUUAAUCACCUUUGGAAAUAAUCAAGUGAGUAAGGAGAUCUGUGAUGCCCACACAACUAUCAUGUGCCCACAGUGUGAUCAAAGGUGUUCAUUUUGGAGGCUUUCAGAUACAUGUGCCUAUUCAAAGAUUACAGAACUCUUUGAUCAGGAAAUAACGAUUUUAUUUUCAAUGUUCAUGGGAAUCUGGGCCACUAUAUUUCUGGAGUUGUGGAAACGAGCCAGAGCAAGAGUCAUCAGUGACUGGGAUUUGUUUCAUUGGGAUGAGGAUGAGGAGGAACUUGCUCUUGGGCUAAUAUACAAUCCUGAAGUACCACCGGUAGAAUAUCACUAUUUAUUUGUACAAAAAGCAGUAGUCUUGUUCUUGACAUUUGUUCUGAUCGUUAUUAUAACCUGUAUUGCGUUUGGCAUUGUUGUAUUUCGAAUUACUGUUACUGUCUCACUAUUGAGAGCACCAUUGGCUGUAGUGCGUGAAGGUGCUCAAUUAUUGGCUGUGAUGAUUAGUGCUGUUUUGCAUUUCAUCACAGUUCUAAUCAUGACCAAGGUCAAUUACGUUGUUGCAAGGAAACUUUGCGAAUUGGAAAAUCAGCGUACUAUGUUAGCUAAAGAAAACAGCUUCACUGUAAAAAUGUUCACGUUUCAGUUCUUCAACAUAUUUGCUUCUAUUAUUUACACUGCAUUUUUUCUUGGAAAAACUAAUGGCUAUCCAGGUAGUUAUGUGAGAAUAGGGAGGGACUGGCGACUGGAAGAGUGUCAUCCAAGUGGUUGCAUUAUGGAUCUAUUUCUGCAAAUGUCUGUUAUAAUGGUUUUGAAACAAAUUCUAGGCACCAUCAUGGAAUAUGCUGUCCCAUAUCUGCAAUAUAAAUGGAAGCAUCGGAAAAGAUACUUAGAUGACAAUGUGGAAGAUGUACCUAAGCAUUGGAUCAGAAAUUAUAACUUAAAUGACUUUGACUCCUACUCUGUAUUCAACGAGUUUUUAGAAAUGACAAUUCAGUAUGGUUUCACCACAAUAUUCGUUGCAGCCUUUCCAUUGGCUCCAUUACUAGCUUUUCUAAAUAACAUAUUUGAAAUUCGAUUGGAUGCCAGAAAGAUGAUAUGGCACUUCAAACGACCAAUACCACGGAAAGCAAAAGAUAUUGGAAUAUGGUUGAAAAUUCUGGAAGUAAUUGGUGUUCUUGCUGUUAUUGGAAAUGGAUUAGUGAUCUCUCUCACGUCAGAUUUCAUUCCUCGACAAGUGUACCUUUACAAAUAUGGUCCAUGUAAGGAUCAUAGUCCACAUAAAAUUGAUUGUAUGACUGGUUAUGUUAAUAACAGUCUCUCUGUUGUCCAUAUGAUGGAUUUUGAGAGAACAAUUCAACCUUCUGGUGAUGCAACAAAAUUGUUAGGACAUUCAGUAACAUACUGUAGGUACCGUGACUACAGAAAUGAAUAUACCCAAGAGCCCACUGUCCAGUAUUGGCAUAUACUUGCUGCUCGUUUGGCAUUUUUGGUUUUAUUUGAGAACAUUGCGGUUUGUGUCAAAUAUAUUGCAGCUUGGUAUAUUUCUGAUGUCCCAGUUUCAAUCCAAAAUGAAAAUCUACAGAGGACAUAUGAGCAAUUAAAAGAGGAGCUGAAGAUGAUGCUAGUGAAAAGUGCAGAAUCUUCAGUGGGUCAUGUACAAUAUCACCAAAUGAUAACUUGAUCACUGAACAAUGUAAAAAUAGAACUAUUGUACACCAAAGCUGUUUACUAGAGAAAACCCAAUUACAACUUGUCUGAUGACACAGUUUUAUAUUAUUGUACUAGAUUAAAAACACUUUGUCAAGCAAAUAUGACCUUUAAAAUAUACACUUCAAAUUGUUAAAUGCUGUCAGUGAAAAAUGUAUCAUCCAGCUAUCAAACUGAGCAAGAUCUUCUCCUGUCCAAUGCAUUCAAGUUGAUUAAUGUUCACAUUUCAUUGUACAAGAUUAAUUCAGAUCUGACAAAACAGGAGUCACUACAGCACAUUUUAAUUGUUCACCCAAUCCAGCAAAUCCAAGAUGCUGUGAAUACACUUGGGAUAAUUUUCUUAGAAGUGUAUAGUUAACACACUGGAAUUCCGGCUAUGUUGUGAGCAUUUGCAUUUGAAUAUGUUUCCCCUCUACUCUAUUUCUGCCAACAGCUCUGCCUUUGGAAAUUCAGGGAAUUGUAUAGAGCUGUAAAUCUUUGCAACUGAUUGUGCUUACAUUAAAGUAGGGAGAAAAAAAGUAUGUCUCUCUUCUUGUGUGUUUCUACUGAUGCUCACCCCUUCUACCUGAUUACAAUGAAAGAUCAGAGUAAGGGAAGGUUAAUGGACAAUUGUUACUUCAUGGGUGCAAAUGACCAUUCUAUGUUAGCAUAGAGAGUGGAUGUCUGCAGGAAAAUUUAAUCAUGGAUCAUGUUCUCGCUGAUCCUCUCCUGACCUGGAAUCCAUGCAUACACACCCCAUUUAGAGUCACUAGGUUGCAAUUGAUUAGAAGAAUUCUGGUUAGGUUUUCCUCCACUUCAGUCAGGACACUAAGGCCACUUCCACACUAGACCGGAUAAUUUUGAAAACGCCAGCUUCACGUAAAAACGAUAGGCGUCCACACCAGGCGUUCUUGAAAAUAUCUCCGUCCACAUUAAAACGGGUAUUUGGGGGAAUUUCCUCCUACUGGGCAUGCGCAGGACACAGGAAACAAGCGAAGAGGAAACGGUAUACUUGGUGCACGUUUGUCCAGUUACAGACUAGAACCACUGAAAAGGAAAUUGCCAAACAAAAGACUUGGUGCACGAUUAUCCAGAAACAUUUCCUACAGCCAUAGUCUUUUCACCAAUGAAAGGGACGACAGCUUCAACUAAAUGCAAUAAGGCUUGUUACUGGGCAAAAGUGAAAUUUGCUGUUACCUCAUUUGUUUGCCUUUACUUUUGCCAUGUCUUUGUGUAUUAUUUUGCUGUAUUUAACGUGCAAUAAAACAAGUUACUGGGCAAAAGUAACAAUUGCAUCUAUUGAAUGUUUGCACAAGGAA
Molecule: messenger RNA, 3856 nt
Organism: Mobula hypostoma (lesser devil ray)
Lineage: Eukaryota; Metazoa; Chordata; Chondrichthyes; Myliobatiformes; Myliobatidae
Product: anoctamin-9-like
Exons: 25
Coding region: 1-2532 (843 amino acids)
Biological process (GO): chloride transmembrane transport
Cellular component (GO): plasma membrane
Molecular function (GO): protein dimerization activity; chloride channel activity
Source: RefSeq, a predicted model, not a curated record